AACAAUGUACUCUCCUUCCCAACAUUUUGAAGCACGUGAAAAAUGCUUCCCUCAAAAUCGGAAGGAAGAGCCCUACAUCCACCCCCUCUCCAAACCCUCCCUGACCUCAAUCAGCCUCGACAUGUGCACCGAGGCCUUAUGCACCGAGUCCGGCGCCGGCAUUGACCCUUUCUCUGCCCCUGAGCCCAGUGGCAGCAGGCCCAGGAGGCAGAGGGCCGAGCGCGCCAGCAGAGGAGGGAAAGAGAGUUUCCCUCCUCCGUUGGCGAGCUGCUUGCGGGUCCACUCCCACCGCGAGGGAGGGCGCCUCGUGAUCAGUGCGUCCGCCUCGAGGGGCCGGCGCCUGACGGCGGAGCGCGGGGACGGGAGGCUGAGGCUGUCGUUGGUGAUAGAGGGCGGAAGGUGUGAGGAGGAAAGUGUGAAAGAGGAAGGUGGGAAAGUGUUGUUGGUAAGGUGCAAUGGGGAAAGGAGUGGUAAUGAGAGGAUGCAUAGCUUUCAGUUUUGUGUUGUCGGAAGUUAGGAAAUUAUCAAUUUAUUAAUUAAUUGUAGUUGAUUUUUAUUUGACUAAUUUGUAGUACUACUCCUCCUAUAUAUAUAUAUAUGUGUGUGUGUG
Molecule: messenger RNA, 610 nt
Organism: Salvia splendens (bonfire salvia)
Lineage: Eukaryota; Viridiplantae; Streptophyta; Magnoliopsida; Lamiales; Lamiaceae
Product: protein FANTASTIC FOUR 1
Exons: 1
Coding region: 5-517 (170 amino acids)
Source: RefSeq, a predicted model, not a curated record